Molecule: messenger RNA, 1512 nt
Organism: Penicillium canescens
Lineage: Eukaryota; Fungi; Ascomycota; Eurotiomycetes; Eurotiales; Aspergillaceae
Product: PRKCSH domain-containing protein
Exons: 2
Coding region: 1-1512 (503 amino acids)
Biological process (GO): retrograde protein transport, ER to cytosol; endoplasmic reticulum unfolded protein response
Cellular component (GO): endoplasmic reticulum lumen
Source: RefSeq, a predicted model, not a curated record
AUGGGUCCGACCACAAGACUCUCACCAUGGCUGGUGUUGGCAUGUGCUGUGUCCAGUGCGUGGGCGAAUAAAAAGCUGUUCAACAUUAACGACGACAUCCUCGCUUAUCCCCAAUAUCAAGUGACUUUUCCCGAAGAAUAUGUCCUUGAAGCCCAGGCCGACGCUUUGCUCCAAUCGCAAGCCAGCCCCGACGCAAGACAACCUAAUAAUGACCAGAACAACCCUCAGCUUUACAUGGGCAAGGAGCGAAACGAAUUUUCCGAUUUUCCUCAAGAGGAGGUAGAUCUAACUCCAUUCGCAUAUGAAGAAAUGAUCCUUGAUGAUCGACGACUUCUCUGCCAGAUACCGCUUGUCACAAAAGACGACCGCAAUACGACAAGAGACAAAGGUGACAGCAAAGUCGAAGAGCAGAAGGAACUAGCUCGUGCAACAGAUCGUGGUCUGGAGCUUCUACGCGAGAUGGAAGGCAAAUGCUUGUACUAUUUCUCCGGCUGGUGGUCCUACUCUUUCUGUUACCGAAAGCAGAUCAAGCAGUUCCAUGCACUCCCUGUCGGUCGUGGUAUCCCCCACUAUCCACCGAUUGAAGACACAACAACCCAUUCUUUCAUAUUGGGAAGAUUCAUCGGGGGCAAGGGCGAGGAAGAUCAACAACCUGGCAAAACCGAUGUGGCAGAGCUUCAUGCUAAGGGUGGCUCACGAUACUUGGUUCAGCACCUCCGUGGUGGGACCAAAUGUGAUCUUACUGGACGCGAACGCAAGGUAGAGGUGCAGUUUCAUUGUCACCCGCAGUCGACAGAUCACAUCGGGUGGAUCAAGGAGCUUGCAACGUGCUCUUAUCUGAUGGUCAUCUAUACCCCUCGCCUAUGUGACGAUAUUGCUUUCUUGCCACCGCAGCAGGAUGAGGUGCAUAACAUUGAAUGCCGCGAGAUUUUGUUACCUGAAGAAGUAACUGAAUGGGAAGCUAUCAAGGAGUGGUACAUAGUUAACCAACUGGCCGACGCAGCCACCGAUACUGACGCCGCCCAGCCUGAACUUCAAAUUGUCGGGGGGAUCGAGGUCGGAGGUCGAAAGCUUGUCGGUAUGGAGGGCAAGCAAAUUGAAAAGGGUCGAGUAGCUUCUGCAGGUGAGGAACGUGUGGAGGUGGUUGUGAAACGCGAGAAUGGUGAAAUUCGCAAAAUCUCCAAGCAAGUUCUGAAGAAGUAUGAUCUCGACCCCGAGAAGGUGGAAGACAUGAAGAAGUUACUGGAUGAGCAAGCAGAUGGCAAAGAUUGGACGCUUGAAAUCGUGGAAACCAACGGCGUGAUCAUGUUCCAAGGCAAACUCGCCGAGGAUGAGGAUUGGGACGAUGAUUCGGCUUCGAAGAAAUCGCCCCAGGAUGCGGCAUCUCGAGAUGAACCGCCUACAGGCCAUAAAUCGAAGCAAGAAUCCGAGCCAGCUGAGGAGCGCAAACCGGCACGGCAGUCUGAGGAGUCUGAAGGCGAAGGCAGUGAGACAUUCAAAGAUGAGCUAUGA